Molecule: messenger RNA, 3910 nt
Organism: Mercurialis annua (annual mercury)
Lineage: Eukaryota; Viridiplantae; Streptophyta; Magnoliopsida; Malpighiales; Euphorbiaceae
Product: DNA (cytosine-5)-methyltransferase CMT2-like
Exons: 23
Coding region: 211-3495 (1094 amino acids)
Cellular component (GO): nucleus
Molecular function (GO): DNA (cytosine-5-)-methyltransferase activity; chromatin binding
Source: RefSeq, a predicted model, not a curated record
AGAGCGCACUUAAAUAAAAUGAGUGACACUAAUGCCAAGUAUUUGUAUCUGCUCAACAGAAAUCAACACUCCAAUUCACAGUUCACACUCUCUCUUUUCGCAUUCUUCUUUGUUUUUUAUCUUGUUGUAAAAAUUUACAUGCAAACUCAGAAAAAGAAAACAAAUCAAAAGAAAAUAAGAUAGGAGUGUUGUCGUUGUUGUUGUGAAUCAAUGACGAAAUCCAAAUCUUGUUUAUCUCUAGCUUUACUUCAAACUCAAACUCAAACUCAAAAUGAAACCCAAGAAGCGGUUCCUUUACAAAUUCAUUUUCCGUUGAGAAGAUCUCCCAGGCUUUUUACCAUUCCUCAAAUGCGCAAUGUACCUUUCCCAAACCCUAAUUCUCACCUCUAUUUCCCUCACCAACCACGCUCUUCUUCUUCUUCUCUUUCUCCUAAGCCCUUAUUAAUCAAACAAGCUAAUUCUCAUCGAAACGUUUCGGACAGUCCCACUAGAAGAACCUCUCCUCGAAACGUUUCGGCUCCCAAGAGUCACAGUCAACGUCAAAGCUUCACUUCCAGAGAAGAUAAUGGAUUGAAAACAUCUCCUAGACUGUCCUCAGCUGCUAAUAGAAGUGAAAACAGCUGCUCAAAAGCUACAUUGUCAGUGAGUAGUAAUUCCUCAAGAAAUCACGGUUUUAAACAAAGGGCAUCUGUCGAAUUGAAAGCGAAAUCGUUAAUUUCAUGGCAUGCUGAUGAUAGUAAUACAAAUACAAUGCCUUUGCUUGAAGCUUCUCCCGAUAUGUAUUUGAUAAAAUGUGAUGCAGCUGGAGAAAUUGAAUCAAGAAGAAGCUCAGGGAACUUGUUUUGUGUCGAUGAGACUUUGAGCUUGAAAGCCAAGUUUGAUUGCUGUGGACUGUGUGAUUCUUUGGAUGAAGGAAAACCCUGUAAGAGGGUUAAGACCAUUUCUGAUAAUGUUGAUAUGGGAGUGAAUGACGACGACUUGAGGCUGUUUACCUCAACAAACAAUUCUUCUGUUUGUGUAGAGAAUGGUGAAACAGGGUGUAGUUUGAUUAAGUUACCUGAAACAGUGAAGAAGCAUUCUCCUAACUCUAAGAAUAAAAAGUCAGGUAAACAUGUUAAGAACCAACGAGUCUGUAGCCUAAUUGGAGAUCCUGUUCCCAGUGAAGAAGCACAAGAGAAGUGGCAGUGGCGUUAUGAAAUGAAGAGUCAAAGAUCCAAAUCUCGAAGGCUCGUUUUAAAUGAUGAUGAUGAUGAAGAUAAGAUUGUUUGGAAUGUGGAAUGUCAUUACACUCAAGCUGAAAUUGAUGGGUCUGUUUUUAGUCUUGGAGAUUGUGCAAGUGUGGAGGGUGAUGGAGGGCUAAUGCAUGUUGGCAGAAUUAUUGAGUUUUUCAAAACAACAGAUGGAGAAGAUUAUUUCAGGGUCCAAUGGUUUUACAGAGCUGAAGAUACAGUUAUAAAACAAGAGGCUAGUUUUCAUGACAAGAAGCGAUUAUUUUAUUCAAAAGUAAUGAAUGAUAAUCCAAUAAAUUGCAUUAUUUCAAAAGUCGAUGUUGUACAGGUAUCAUCUAUGAAAGGUUCAAAGGCUUCUGUUCGUUCAUCUGAUUUCUAUUUUGACAUGGAGUACGAUGUGGAUUAUUCCUCAUUUCAGACAUUGCUGAUUGAUGAUUCUAUCAAGCGGCAUGACUCAGUAUCACCAAAUAGGAUUAAGACGGUUGCCAGAACAGCUAGUGAUUCGUCAUUGGAAAAUAUGCCCAUUUGUGAAAGUUACAAAGCAGAGCUGGCUCUAUUAGAUCUAUUUUCUGGUUGCGGUGGAAUGUCAACAGGGUUGUGCCUUGGUGCCAAACUUUCUUGUGUUGAUCUUGUAACGAGAUGGGCCCUUGAUAGUAAUAAGUUUGCAUGUGAAAGCCUGAAGUUAAAUCAUCCAGAAACAAAUAUCAGAAAUGAGGCUGCUGAAGAUUUUCUUGAACUAUUGAAACAAUGGGAAAAGCUUUGCAAAAAGUAUGCACUCAAAGACGUAGAAAGGAUGCAUCAGUCAAGAUCAAAUACCUCAAGUUCAGUCAAAGAACCUGAUUCUCUCGACGAUGUUAACACUACACCAGGUGAAUACGAAGUCUCGAGACUAGUUGACAUAUGUUAUGGCGAUCCUAAUGAUACAGGAAAGCGUGGACUGCAUUUUAAGGUGCAUUGGAAGGGUUAUAGCACAAGCGAAGAUACCUGGGAACCAAUUGCAGGCUUAAGUGAUUGUCAAGAAUGCAUACGGGAUUUUGUAAGAAACGGGUUCAAGUCCAAGAUCUUGCCACUUCCUGGUGAUGCUGAUGUGAUUUGUGGUGGACCUCCAUGCCAAGGAAUUAGUGGCUAUAAUCGCUUCAGAAAUGUCAAUUCUCCACUUUCUGAUGAAAGAAAUCGUCAGAUUGUUGUCUUUAUGGACAUAGUGCAGUUCUUGAAACCUAAAUUUGUGCUGAUGGAAAAUGUUGUUGACAUUCUUAAAUUUGAUAAAGCUUCUUUUGCAAGAUAUGCGUUGAGUCGUUUGGUACAUAUGAAGUACCAAGCAAGGCUUGGAACCAUUGCAGCUGGCUGUUAUGGCCUUCCACAGUUUCGGCUGCGUGUUUUCUUGUGGGGAGCUCAUCCCAGUGAGAAAUUGCCCCAGUUUCCACUUCCUACACAUGAUGUUAUUGUCAGAUAUUGGCCUCCGUCUGAGUUUGAGCGGAAUACUGUUGCCUACGACGAAGGCCAACCUCGUGAAUUAGAAAAGGCUCUAGUUCUUGAAGAUGCCAUUUCUGAUCUUCCACCUGUUACAACCCAUGAGACCCGUGAGGAAAUGGCAUAUGAAAAGCCUCCAGAAAGUGACUUUCAAAGGCUUAUACGAUCCACAGAAUAUGAUACGACCGCUUCUUCAUCAAGAGGCAGCACAAAAGUGAACAAUCUGCUUUAUGAUCAUCGUCCAUACACAUUGACUGAAGAUGAUUGUGCUCGAGUUGGCUUAAUUCCUAAAAGAAAGGGGGCCAACUUCAGGGACCUCCCUGGCGUAGUUGUAGGACACGAUAAUGUUGUCCGGCGGGAUCCAACAAAGAAGAAAGAACUGUUACCAUCUGGAAAGCCACUGGUACCAGAUUUUGCUUUCACGUUUGAGCAAGGAAAAUCCAAAAGGCCAUAUGCAAGGUUAUGGUGGGAUGAGACAGUGCCAACUUUAGUGACUUACCCAAGUAUUCACAGCCAGGCAAUGCUACACCCGGAGCAGGACAGAGUCCUCACCAUACGAGAAUGUGCAAGGCUUCAAGGUUUUCCUGAUUACUACAGGUUCUGUGGGACGGUUAAAGAAAGGUAUCGUCAAGUUGGGAAUGCAGUUGCUGUUCCCGUAGGUCGAGGUUUAGGAUAUGCACUAGGGAUGGCAUUCCAAAAGCUCUGUGGGGAUGGACCACUGAUGACCCUCCCACCUAAGUUCUCACAUUCAACUAAUCUCCAAUUAGCUACAUCCUUGCUUCAGAAGACCGAUUAGAAUUGUUUCAUUCAGCCUACAAUUCAUCUCAUUAUUUGCAGCGAGGACAUAAAGCGUUCAUGUACAUUGUACACUAGCUCUUCUGUUCAUGAUAGCCGAGCCUGCUUUCUGUUCAGAGCAAUGUAACCAAGAAGAUGUGUACAAUUUUUUUAAGUUUGUAUGUUUGCGGUCAUUAAAGCAAAGUUGUAACAUUCUUUCGGGUGACUUCAUUGUCAAAAAUAUUUCCGGGGGAAAGUAUAAAUGUCACAGGAAAGUUGAUUGAAUAAUUGUUUCCAGCAAGUUUGUAGAGGUGCAAAGGUUGAUGUAUAAGUGAAGGGCGAAAUAAGGUGAUAAUCAAUCAAUGACAGUUACUCGCCUCUUUAAAAGUCUAUAACUUCUUACAGUAAUAGAUCUUCAUUGAUUUGAUGUUUCUCAA